Molecule: messenger RNA, 611 nt
Organism: Leptopilina heterotoma
Lineage: Eukaryota; Metazoa; Arthropoda; Insecta; Hymenoptera; Figitidae
Exons: 3
Coding region: 1-540 (179 amino acids)
Source: RefSeq, a predicted model, not a curated record
AUGAAAAUUUCUGAUUUUCGAGAUGAAAAUGGACAGGAUGAUAAUGUUGAUUUUGAUGUUAUAAUUGUUGGUGCUGGAUUAACAGGUCUAACUGCCGCUUAUAAUCUUCUUAAAAAAGAAGUUGGGUUAGAUGUUCUUAUUCUCGAAGCAACUGAGAAAAUUGGUGGAAGGAUAUUUAUAACUGAAGAAAGCAAAAGUUUUCAUGCACAUCCAUUACAAAAAAAUCUCAUGGAAAUGUUAGAUGAAUUAAAUAUUAGUACCGUUUCCCAAAGACAAAUUCCUACUGCUAACGAGAGAAUAUUUUUAACAAAAUCAGGUCCACGUCAAAAAUUACCAGUUUACAUUUUAGCUCAAGUUUACAAUUUUCUUGCAACGAUUCAAAGUAUUAGUUUGGACUUUCAACAAAAUAUGAACGUAGAUGAAGCUAAUAUUUUGUCACAAAUAAAUUUGGAUCAAUUAACAGAUAGUUUUCUUUCUUGGGGAACGGCAAAGUCAAUUACUCAAAGUUUGCUAAUAACUUCGUGCGGUAAGUAUAAGUAAAUAUACUUUUAUAUAUAAUUUCUUCUAUAUACACUAUACCGUUGGAAAUUAUCGGUAUGGCUCCACGCUCA